Molecule: messenger RNA, 1206 nt
Organism: Rhagoletis zephyria (snowberry fruit fly)
Lineage: Eukaryota; Metazoa; Arthropoda; Insecta; Diptera; Tephritidae
Biological process (GO): DNA integration
Molecular function (GO): nucleic acid binding
Source: RefSeq, a predicted model, not a curated record
GUAGGACAUAUAAAAAUAGAUAUGGCCAAGCAAACCGAGUUGUCAUUCCGCUGUCCUUACGUAAACGUUUAUUGCAGCUCCUGCAUGACGGCCAUUGGGGUGUGGUGAAAAUGAAGCAGCUUGCUCGCAGCCACUGCUGGGGGCCGGGUAUCGACAAAAGCAUCGAGAACCUCGCUAAAGACUGCGAAAUCUGCAAAACGAACUCAUCUAAUCCUGCUUGCGAAUUCAGCAACUAGCCGGAGGCCGCACGACUUCGCGGGGCCUGUAUUUAAUCAUAUGUGGCUAGUAUGUGUAGAUGCAUACUCGCAAUAUCCCUAUGUGAGACAGCUGAAAACAACGACGACGACAGAUACCCUUAUGGCUCUAUCCGCCAUAUUCGCUAUUGAAGGGCUUCCCGAGACGCUGGUUAGUGACAAUGGGCCGCAACUGACAGCCGACCUCUUCAAACAAUUUUGCGCUAAAAAUGGAAUAAAACAUGUCACAUCAGCACCUUUUCACCCGGCAUCAAACGGAUUAGCUGAACGCUUUGUUCGCACUUUCAAAACGGCAAUGGUCAAGAAUUUGCAAGAUGGCUUGUCGAUUCCAGCUGCUUUGAUAAAAUAUCUUUCGACGUAUCGUUCAAUGCCCAACGCUGAUGGUAAGACACCUACACAACUAUUGCAUGGUCGCGCCGUUCGCACGUUGCUUUCGCAAGCACUGCCAAUCACUCAGAGUGAACCGAACAAAAAGGCCAACGCAAAAUUUAAACCCUCGCAAUUGGUUUACAUGCGGAAUUAUGCUCGCGGCCCUAAGUGGAUAAAAGGUUGCAUCGACAGAGUUCUGGGCAAAAUGACGUACAUCGUACAUUCCCCGAUGGGCUAUCAAAAACGACACCAAAACCAACUCAAGGAAAGAAACGAAGAUCGUCCCACAGCGCAACCUUUUUUCGANCAUGGUCGCGCCGUUCGCACGUUGCUAUCGCAAGCACUGCCAAUCACUCAGAGUAAACCGAACAAAAAGGCCAACGCAAAAUUUAAACCCUCGCAAUUGGUUUACAUGCGGAAUUAUGCUCGCGGCCCUAAGUGGAUAAAAGGUUGCAUCGACAGAGUUCUGGGCAAAAUGGCGUACAUCGUAUAUUCCCCGAUGGGCUAUCAAAAACGACACCAAAACCAACUCAAGGAAAGAAACGAAGAUCGUCCCACAACGCAACCUUUUUUUGACGCCACU